AUGGCUAGUACCAAUACAACGAAGACGACUGCUAUCCAGAAGAUACCCAACAAAACAAAAGAUACAGCUAUAGGCUUCGUCAUUGGUGGUUUAGCUGCUUGUGGGGCUGUUACGUUUACCAAUCCUGUUGAGGUUGUCAAGACUCGAUUACAGUUACAAGGGGAAUUAGUACGAGCAGGCACAUUAUCUGCUUCAUCACGACCUUAUCAUAAUAGUUUCCAAGCACUCAAGGUAGUAUUCCAACAUGAAGGCAUCAGAGGAUUACAACGAGGACUUGGGGUAGCGUACUUUUAUCAAGUGUGUCUGAAUGGAAGUCGGUUGGGGUUAUAUGAACCAGUGCAUUCGUUUGUGGUCAAGACCAGUGGCUGUACGACACACAGUGGACAGUUAGCGGCUGGGGUAUUUUCCGGUGGAUUUGCUGGUGUGGUAGGAGCAUUACUGGGCUCUCCGUUGUACUUGAUCAAGACUCGUCGUCAAAGCUACUCUCCGGUAUUCAAGCAGAUUGGUUAUCAACACAAGAUGGCAUCCAGUUGGUCAGCGUUGGCUCAGAUCUAUCAAGUCGAAGGUGUACAGGGCUUGUACCGUGGUGCAUCGGCUGCCAUGGCGCGUGCAGGUGUGGGCUCGGCCGUGCAGAUGCCUUCCUACAUGUUUGGCAAGGAACUCAUGAUGACUCGCUUUGGUUUGCCUGAUACCGUCUCCACUCAUCUGUUGACCUCCAUGUUCACCGGUUUCUUGGUCUGUAUCGCCAUGAACCCAUUUGAUGUCGUGUCUACUCGUAUGUACAAUCAAGGUGUCGAUUCUCAUGGAAAAGGUUUACUUUAUAAGAACCCACUCGAUUGCUUUGUCAAGAUGACUCAUACUGAAGGUAUCCGUGGAUUAUACAAAGGUUUCUUUGCUCAUUUCUUACGUAUUGGGUAA
This is a messenger RNA of Halteromyces radiatus, 918 nucleotides long. Its product is annotated as mitochondrial carrier domain-containing protein. The transcript has 2 exons. The record is from RefSeq and is a predicted model, not a curated record. Bases 1 to 918 code for a protein of 305 amino acids. Lineage: Eukaryota; Fungi; Mucoromycota; Mucoromycetes; Mucorales; Cunninghamellaceae.